Cynoglossus semilaevis (tongue sole) is the source of this 1986-nucleotide messenger RNA. It is a transcript of the gene ift22, whose product is annotated as intraflagellar transport 22 homolog (Chlamydomonas). Bases 269 to 829 code for a protein of 186 amino acids. The transcript has 5 exons. The record is from RefSeq and is a predicted model, not a curated record. NCBI's taxonomy places the organism in Eukaryota, Metazoa, Chordata, Actinopteri, Pleuronectiformes, Cynoglossidae.
AAUGACAAAAAGUUUACGUGCAACCAUAGAAACGAACAGGAAGUUUGUUGCCACAGAUCGACGUAGCAUCAGUUUUGCACUUUAUAAGAAUUAUUACAAGGAUUUACCAUUUAAUUUGUUGUUUUAUGAAAAGUCUUGAUUUAUACUAGUCCCCUGGUGUAAUUGACCGGGUCAUGUAACCAUUAAGUGGCUCGGUUCGAUCGCUUGUGGGGAUUCUUCAGCCAAAAUUAGCACAACAGCUAAUGUUUUGCCCCUCAGAAAAAAGAAAAUGAUUAAAGUGAAAAUACUCUUCGUUGGUCCCAGUGAGAGUGGCAAAACAGUUUUGGCUAAUUUCCUCUCUGACACAACAGAAAAUGUGGGAGGUGAAUACAGACCUACUCGGGGAGUCAGGAUACUGGAAUUUGAAUCACAACCUGUUGGCAGUGGUGACAACAAGGCAUGUGAAGUGGAUCUGUGGGACUGCUCUGGAGAUUUUAAAUUUGAAUCUUGCUGGCCUGCUCUAAUGAAGGACUCCAAUGGUGUUGUGAUCAUUUUCAAUCCUGAUGUUCCCAGUCACCUCAAAGAAAUAGAGACGUGGCAUUCGAUGUUCAUUUCCUCCCAGGGCUUGGUUGACAACCAGUGCUUACUCAUAUCUCACUACAAACCCGGCAGCAAAGUAGAAGAUGAACGUGUGCCUUUAGCUUCACAUUUAAGCAGAAUCCCUUUCAUUCAAUCCAACCUGGAGGAGGAGCCAGAGGACGUGAGGCAGAGUUUCUGCAGAUACCUGGGAAACGUUGUGAACGCAAUGUCAGAAAGUCGAGAAAGAGAGGAAAUGUCCAUCAUUACAUGAGAGCUCUACAUUUGAACUUAAUAUACAGUGAAAAAUAUACACUUGUAUUUGUUUCUCGAUUACAAACCAUAUCCUGUAAAACUCACGACCCUUAAAAUUGCAGCAGAAUGGUCACAUACUUCAUGAUUAUCAGGCAAAGACCAAAACAUGACCAAAAAUGUUUUUUUUUACUGACCGUCUAUUUUGAAUAGACAGAGACAGGUCCUUGGACAAUGAUUACAGCAACACCAGUGUAUUGUCAGUUUUUAAAUGUGUGGGUUCAACCAACUGAAAACACACUGUCAGUCCAUUUGCCUGUUCAAUGCCAUUUCAAGUGAGUUCCCAAAUACUUAACUUAGUUUGUAUUGCAUCUGCAAAUCUACCAAUUUAAAAUGUUCACUCUAAGUGUAGAUUGGCUAUGAUUGCUCUUCAACAGCUUGACAUUCAAUGACCUUUUUGUAAUUUCCAUGUGAAUGUGCCCGCUUCUGACUAUCACAUGGAUGACUGAAUCAUUAGUCACUUUUAUGACUCAUGCUCUAGUCAUGCGUUCAACCAAAAUAAUGGUGCAUUGUGCAAACAAUGCAGGUUUGACCUGUAUUUAAUAAACACCAAACUACAGACACCAGCUGAUCCAUUCCCACAUGCUGGUCCUUAAACAGGCGACCGCGGCUGAGCUUGUAAGCAACAGAAGGUCAACGCUGGCAUAUCCCCACAGACCUGUAGACUUCAGGGCAGUGUGGGUAACGGUCAAAACGCCCAAGGAUAGUCACUAAUCACCUGGUGAUGCCUUCUCUUGGCUAAAGGUUAUGGUCCCAAAGACAUCAUUAAGGGAGUUUGUAUCAACAGUUGUUUUCAGGUAUGUAGUGGAGAUGUACUAACUAACUUUUAUUCCACAUACCAUAAAUGGAUGGUUAACAGGAUUAAUAAGUUGUCUGUAUAAAGAUUGGAAGAAAACUACGCUGAUGAUUUGAAAAACUGCCAUUGACAUAUUUUAAGAUCGAAAUAAACAUGGUUCCCAAGAUGCAAUUUGUUUAGUUGUUACUAAUAAAUAACAUAAGAACAACGAUGACAAACUGCACACAUGAUAAACAGAAGAUACACAAUAAUAUUAAUGGCAUGUUGUUGAGGAGGAAGAACAAGUCACAACAUGCGGUUUAAUAAACAAAAGAUGAAUGAAA